Molecule: messenger RNA, 3724 nt
Organism: Effrenium voratum
Lineage: Eukaryota; Dinophyceae; Suessiales; Symbiodiniaceae
Source: the annotation of a GenBank genome assembly
AUGUUCCCUUGGGCGCAGCCCGCGCCCGACAGCGCCGCGUCCGACGGACCUGCCGCGGCGUCCGGCUCCUCGCCGAGUGCAAAGCGCCGCACAGGGCGCUCGGGGGGCGCCAACCUGCCGGCAGCGCGCAGAAGGCGCACGGCGACCUCCACUUGGCGCUGGGCGUCCAGCUGGGCCAAGAAGGCUGGCGCGGGCGCGCCGGUGCCGCCCCCGCCAAAUCUAUCCACGCAGCCGCACUCGCAUGGCAAGGUUCCCGAGAAUGACGAUGGCUUCAUGGUGCGCUUGGGCACGCAGGCAGGCUUCCGUGGCCGGUGGUACUGUGGCCGCAUCCUGGACCCCUCGGAUGUCCCGGGCGCCGCUGAUCAAUGUGGGCCAGAGGGCGGCCCCCAGUGUCACGCGUGCGCGCGCUUCCAGAUCAACUAUGAGCCAGACCUCAAUGAUGACGGCUACCCCGUGAAGCGGAGCACCAGCGUGAAGUCCUGCUACCUCUUCUACUGUGGCAGGCCAGGCGUGGUGGCGGGCACUGGGGGCCAGUGUGGGCCCCAAGAGGGGCCGCAGUGCCCCUCCUGCCAGCGGCUUCAGGAGAGCUUCAAAGCAUCGCACGUCAACGACGAGGGUUGUCAGGUGCUUCGCGGCACCGGGGAGAGCUACAGAGGCACUUACUACUGCGGCCGGGUGCUAGGCGUACGCGCCAUCCCUGGCUCGGACGGAAGGUGCGGGCCCGCGGACGGGCCGCAGUGCAACUCCUGCAAGCGCUUCCAGGUGAGCCAGCAGAUCGUCAUCGAUGACGACCCCCCGCGAGUCCCGCGAACGCCACGAGUCGAGAACCGCAUCUCCGGCUCCACACCCGAGCCGACCAUCAAGCAGGAGGUGGAAAUUGAGAGGGCCAAGCCCAAGGCCAAGCAGAAGCCCAAGGCAAAGCCCAAGGCGGGCCGCAAACCCACGCGGACGCCUGUCACACCGGUGACACCCGUCACGCCGCUGAGCCCAACGCCUGGAACCCCGCGGAAGGUCAAGGAGGAGCUGGAAUCUCCUGCACCUCGUCGACCCCGCACCUCCAAAACGCGCGGGCCGACCCCAUCCCCGAGCCCUUCGAGCCACACUCCGUCGCCCUCCUCCGCUGCCAGCCCUCGAAGCCCCCGCAGUCCGGAGCUUCCGGGCUCUCCGCAGCCCGCUUCGCGCGGCUCGGGCUCGGGCGCGGGUCCCCGGCGGGUCGCGCCGCACACCAGCCCCGUGGUGAUGUCUCCCCGGGACCCCACCUACGAGACGCUGUGCUCGGAGUGCGGCAAGGCGGACCGGCCCGCGGAGCUGCUGCUCUGCGACCUCAUGGCGCCAGGUUGCCACAUCGCGACGCAUCUGAGAUGCUGCCGGCCUGCUUUGAAAGCCAUUCCUCAGGGGGAUUGGUACUGCACCGCCUGCCGUGCCGCUGCGGCCACGGCCGCGGUGCCGCUGGUGCUGUGCUCCGAAUGCGGCUCGGGGGAGCGCCCGGCGCACCUGCUUCUCUGCGAUGCCAUGGGCCCUGGCUGCAAGAUUGCGACGCACCUCGAGUGCUGCCAGCCUCCGUUGGCCCAAGUGCCACAGGAGGACUGGUUCUGCGUGCAGUGCGCUCCCGCGAAGGUGAAGGGCACCGGCAAGGGAGGGGUGGCCGCAUCAUUCCGCAGCCUGGGGGAUGCCCUGAAAGUGGCGGCGGCGCAGCUGGCGUAUCUCAAGCCCUUCCAGAUCGCGUCCAUCGCCACGGCGGCAGCGCACUUCCGGCUUCGUGACCCCAAGCUCCUGGUGCGGCUCGGGCAGUCGGUGGGGUCCAACUUGGACGCCUUCAGCACCGAACAGGUGGCAUCGGUGGCGGAAGCCUUCGACGUGGUGGGACACCACCACAAGAGCCUGGCAGGCUACAUCGAAAAAAUAUUGCUGAAGGAUUCCCUCUCUCCAGCGGAGUUUCCAGAUCGCAGCCGGCCGCGCUUGCUUGCGGCUUUCCUGAUUGCAGCUGCGCAGCAGGAGCACUUUGCCCGGCGCAGCCGGCAGAGCUUGGAGCGCUUCGCUGAGGAGCUCACGGCUCUGCUGCGAAGCUUUGAGGUACCGCCCAAAGAGCUGGUGAGCGACAGGCCAUCUUCGUCGCGGGCCAAAAUCAGGAGCCUCAUUGAUGCCAUGAAGCAAGCCCCCAAGCCGCCGCAGCCUACCGGCAGCCGCCGGCCGGUUAGGCGACGAGGCCGUCGGAGACCGCAGGAGGCAGAGCCGCAAGACGCGGAGCUGAAGGCAUCCGAGUCCCAGGCGCCGAAGGACAGAUCUCAGGCAGAUCUGAGCAUGCAGCAGCUGCCCAAGCCAAAUGCGGCCGUCCCAACGAGGUUCGCUGCUGAGCAGUUGGCUGACCUAGAGGCGAUCGCCGCCUCGCUGGGUGGGAAGGAGCCCAAGGAAGAGAAAGAGGAGGCGGUGGCCCCUCCGGCGGCUCAGCUGGGCGGAGAGAUGGUGCCCGGGGUGGGCUUCGUGGCCGGUCGUGUGCGCCGGAUCAAUGGCACUGCCUUGGAGGUGGCCGCAUUUGCACCAACAGGCUCUCGAGUCGUGCGCCAACGUGUGCAUGCGAGCACCCGGCACUUCAACCCCUUUCUUGGGGGCAGGCACCCGGCCAACCUCCGGAUCCUGCGGCGCCUAAAGCGCCUCGAGCGCGAGCUGCAGUUGGAUGGAGCCACAUCCAUGCCCUUCACUGAGAUGUUGCGAAGGAAGAGAAAGUGGUAUGCACAACCUGGUGAUGUGGGACAGAAGGCAUACAGGCGGUAUGCCGACCUUCGCGCGCAGCAGUCCUUGCUUUGGCGGACCCUGAGAAGGUACCGCCUGGGCGGCUUUGACCCAGAGCUCGCACGGGGGCGCUUCGUCACAGCUUCCAGCUCCACUCCAAUUGCGCUACACCAGGCAUCUGUGCUAAGUUUGGACCAGUCCGUGGUUCUGGCGCGGGCCCUCCAGGCGAGCGAGCUGCCAGGCAGCAAAGAGCUGCUGCAGGAGCUAGGUGAACAUUCUGCCAAAGCCGCAGAGUGUUGCGUGACUCCUCUGGAAAAGCAGAGGGCAUUGUUGGCGCUGAGCCGCGUGACCUCCGCGCUGGCGGAGGCAAAGCUCGGCAGCGUGCGGCUGCUGAUGGCCUUGGAGGUGCAGAUGCUCCGCGCGGAAGUUGGGGAGACGCGGUCCGUGAGGCCCAGGGCAUGGCCCAGGGCGCUGCUGGCGUACCUUCGCAUGGCAAAGAUCUGCGGGGGGGACAAAGACAGCCACGCUCGCACAGCCAGCGCCCAGCUUGCCCAGCUGUUGCAGAUCGGCGCGGAUGGCAGAGCGCUGCUGUGGAACUUGUCAUGUGAGGACUUGGCCAGCUUCGUCACAGCGCUGGCAGAGCUUCUGGGUGAUGCCCAGCUUCUGGCCCCCCGGAGCCGCUUUCGGCUUCGCCGGGGCUUGCUAGCAGGCCUUGGCAGCCUUGAUGCAGAGCUCACAGGAGCGCCCUUGCCCAAGGGCUGGCAGAGGCCCCUGGAAACGAGCCGCGGAGCUCCUCCGCCCUCCUCGGCCUUGCUGCCGCUUGCAUCUGCGACCUUGUGGCUCUCGCGAGAAGGGUCCACGCAGGUGUGCGCAAAGCUGGGGAUCCCUGCGCAGAAAGUCAAGGAUCUCGCCUAUGCCUGGAGUGGUGUGCGCUAUAGGUGAUUUGCCCAAAGUUGGCGCAAUAACACCAAUGUAGCCUUUGAGUGAUAGAUUU